AUGGCCGCCGAGAUGAAAACUGACCUGAAUUUACUCCUUGAAUGUCUUAAGUAUCAGAUGGACCAGCCUAUUUCUCAAAAGGAAGCCUUGGUUACUGUCUAUUCAGUUUGCCACCAAAACAAUGAUGCUAGUGAUUAUUUUCGUGAAAUAGGUGGUCUGAUGUUUGUAAAUAACCUGGUAAAGUCGAGUGUGUACAGCAUAGUAAAAGAAGCUGCCUUAUUUACUUUAGGAGGUUUAGCUGAGACCAGUGUGUUUUGUCAGGAGAUUCUGUGUACUUCUGGAUUAUUUGAAGACCUCCGUACAUUUCUAACGCAGAGGAAUUCCAGUGUGAAUUUGAAAAGAGUGUCUGUUUAUGUCUUGUUAGUACUUGUGUCAAAUAACAAGAGUGGGCAAACGUAUGUGAGAGAAUGUGGUUGCCUUGACAUUUUACUAGAAUUAUUCAGAACAACUCUUUCAGUGACUGAGGUGAACGUGUCAGAUCAUAAUAUUAACCAGUGCUAUCAGCUGUGGACUUCAGUUUGCAGUGCUCUCUGUGCAUGUGUCAAUAACCCCCAGAAUGAGGACAAUCAAAAAAGCUGCAGUUUGGUUUUUCCAUAUGCAAAAGACUGCCUGCAACGUUGUAUAAAACCUGAGAUCGUUCGCCCAAUUUGUUCAUUCAUUGGGCUCACCGUUGCCAAUAAUUCAAGAUUACAACAGUUUUUUGCUUCCAUUGGUGGAUUAGCUGUGCUGGAUGAACUUCUUGCCAAACUGAUAUACAAUUCAUCAGGAAAUUUGUCAAGCACAAAACUAGCAGUAGCGGUGACAAAGACCCUGGAUGCCUGUAUUGCUGAUAAUUAUGCAAUUGGAGCCGCCUUGGCAAGAUAUAACAUAGUGCCGAAUCUACUGACAUUGCUUUCUUACAGCAUGAUCAAUUCAAGAGAAAAAUUCAGCAUUAUACUUACCCUUGGACACUGUACAGAUGGUUGCGAGGAGAAUCAGUAUGUUCUGGUUCAGAACAACGGCCUUCCACUCAUGAUUCAGGCUCUAACUGAAUCACAGGACGAAGAACUAAACAAGGCUGCAACCUUUGUGCUUCAGAACUGCAAACGUAUCACUGAGAAAUUGUCAGUGAAACUAAGUGAGAAUUCCUCAAGCAGGGAGGAUGCAGGACAUUUGAAGGCAGACCUGCAGCACAGAGAAGAGACUAUUGAAGACUACAGGGUGAAAGCAAAACAGAUUCUACAUCGCAUUCAACAGCUUGAAAAUGAACAUCAAGAGGAAAAAGUGAGGAGACAGAUAUUUACUGAUGGUUAUAAUGACAUUUCUCCUGAAGAUGUUACACAGACUACAUCGAAGCACCUUAGAAUAAUCACUAGUGGUCAAAGCUCUAGUAGAGACACAAAAUGUACAAAAAAGAACCAACCAGUGCUAAAUUCGGUAUUGGGUGAACUGACUGCUACUAAACGUGUAAAUGAAUCAUCCAAGAAUGAACAGUUAAAGGCUAUCAAAAGGAAUCCAGUCAACACCACACUCAUUCAAAAUGACCACCAUAAUCUUCAUUCAAUUGGUAAAAAGGAAACGGCCAGCAUAAAAGAAGUCUCUAUUGCAAAUAAAACCACAGUUUUUCAAUCUGAUAAAUCUGAUAUUCAGUUAAGUGAAUGUUUGUUCACGCAACCAGAUCUUGUUGUUAAAAAUGUGACACAGCAAAUACCAAAUACAGAGCCAUUUAAAUUGGGUUCGAACAUAACAAAUUCAGCGACAAACCAUAUUCCAACUACUUCUAUGGAUCCUAAAAUAUCGGAAUUAAGAUGCUCAGGUUGUAUAACAACAGAACACUUGUUAAACAGUCGCAAUUUUUGCAAGAUUUUACAGUCUUGUCAACAUCUGUGUACCCAGCACAAAGUUAUUCUACAAACUGAAAUGAAAUAUAAAAGGAAUCUAAAAAGAUCUAUUAUCUCUAACAAGGAUUGUUCUACAGGCUAUAACGCAGAUCUUCAAGCAAAACAUGAUACAUUCAUGGAGAAACAAGCAAGCAAGCAAAAAUACAAUCCUGAAAAUGCAAGUCUGGGUGAAAAACAUACCUAUUCAUUUGAUGAUGAGGGUAGUGAGAUACGUUCAGUGGAUGUGCUUGCCACAGCUUUUAAAAAAAGCAAACGAAGAAUUAGGAAAGAUUUUACAUCAGAAGAAAUAAACUAUCUUUUAGAUGGUGUCAAAAAGAAGGGGCAUCACUGGAAUUCAAUUCUGUGGGCCUACCCAUUUCAGGAGGGACGGACAAACGUUGAUCUUGCUAAGAAAUACAGCAAGUUACAGAGGAGUAAAAAGAAUACAAACAUGUGACACUUUUGCACCACGUUGAUUUCUGCCAG
Sphaerodactylus townsendi is the source of this 2345-nucleotide messenger RNA. RefSeq names its product telomere repeat binding bouquet formation protein 1 (gene TERB1). The record is from RefSeq and is a predicted model, not a curated record. The coding region runs from base 1 to 2316 and encodes 771 amino acids. Gene Ontology annotation, biological process: meiotic attachment of telomere to nuclear envelope; homologous chromosome pairing at meiosis. The transcript has 18 exons. Lineage: Eukaryota; Metazoa; Chordata; Lepidosauria; Squamata; Sphaerodactylidae.